This is a messenger RNA of Geodia barretti, 1185 nucleotides long. NCBI's taxonomy places the organism in Eukaryota, Metazoa, Porifera, Demospongiae, Tetractinellida, Geodiidae. The record is from the annotation of a GenBank genome assembly.
AUGGAGAAGACCAUUCGAGACUAUGACCACCGCCUCGACGACAGGGUGCGGGCAUGGGCAAUGCCAUUCGAUGCCUCGUACUCUACUGACGAGUUGCUGCGCGGCGCCAAGCGUCUUGCGGAUGAGUACGGCACCGGGCUGACGCUGCACCAGAUUAACGCUCAGCCGACUGUCGAGCGAAGUCUCAGAGAACACGGCAUGCGCCCUGUCGAGUACCUGGACUCGCUGGGCAUACUCGGCGAGAAUGUGCUGCUGUCGCAUGUGAUUGGCGUUGACGAUGCGGAGAUGGAUGUGAUGGCGCGCACGGGCGCGACGACGGUGAUGUGCCCGUCGCAGACGCUGAAGCAGGCGACCGGCAUUACGCGCAUAGGCAAGCUGCCGGAGCUGCUGGAGCGCGGGAUAAGCGUGGGACUGGGCACGGACGCGCCGAACAACUCCAACCUUAUGGAGACGAUGCGGGCGAUGUACCUUGUCGCGGUGAUAUACAAGGACGGGCGGCAGGACAUGAGCAUGAUUCCGCCGGAGACCGCGCUGGAGCUUGCGACGAUUGGCGGCGCGGCGGCAUUUGGGCAUGGCCGACGACAUCGGCUCAAUCGAGGUGGGCAAGAAGGCGGACAUGGUGCUGUUCGACACGCGGCGACCGGAGUGGCGCACGCUGUUCAAUCCCGUGAACAACCUUGUGUACAACGCGGACGGCAGGAGCGUUCACACGGUGCUGGUGGACGGCAGAGUGGUUAUAGAAAACUACAAGCCGACUUUCGUGGACGAUUGAUGGAACUGGAGCAGAUCAAAUACUGGCUGGCGUUCAAUAAAGUUCGCGGCAUUGGCAGAGUGCGCUUCAAGCUGCUGGAGAACCACUUCGAUUCAAUGGAAGCGGCGUGGUCGGCGAGUGAAGCGGAACUGCGCGCAGCAGGCUUGGACAGGCGCACUAUUCGCUCGGUCGCGGACGGCAGGCAGAAAUUUGAUCCUGAUGCCGAGGCGGAACUGCUGCUCAAGAGCGGCGUCCGCGCCUUCACAUGGCACGAUGACGAUUACCCUGCGCAGCUGAAGGAAAUCUACGACCUUCCGCCGCUUAUCUACGUGAAGGGCAACCUGACUCCCGAUGAUGAGCGCUCGGUUGCGGUGGUAGGAACUCGCAAUCCCCUCGCACUACGGCCGGCAGGUUGCCGAGCAUCUGGUCUAUGA